AUGCAAUUUGUGCCUAUGGACGCAUUUGAUCAACAAAUGGUUAUUUUAAAUAGAAUAUUUGGCUAUCAAUUAGCUGCAAUGUCAGAAAGAAUAUCAUCGUUAGAAUCAUGCUUAUGGUUUGGAAAAUGUGAAAACAAACUUCCAGACAUGCCUACAGCAGAAUUUACGCCUCCAAAUAACCUUUGGUGUCCAUGGAAGGCUCAGAGUUGUACAAGGGGUUUAGAAAUCAAAGGCAAAGGAACAAUUGAAAUAGCCCAGUUGGAACCGAUACCAUUUGAAUUGACACUUUCUGAUGCGCAAGACCUUAGUGAAAGUCAAUAUGCAAUAAGACUGACUGUCAACAAAGGCAUAGCUAGUUUUCAUAAAAUUAUUAAGAGCAAAGCGGUAUUAAUCAAUAAAACAGAUGACGAGAAUCAAGUACUACACUCGCAUUAUUCAAAUACAGUUAAUGCAUGGAAUGAAGCACAUAAAUACUGGUUUAGUAUUGACUCUAAUAACCUCUUUGUUAAAUAUGGUCAAGGUGAAGUUCGUGAUAAAUUGACACUGCUGAAGAGCACUAUCGAUCAGAACGAAAAAAGCGACAUGAAACAAAUUCAGUACAUUCACUUGACAAUGAAUAACAGUCAAAAUUUAGAAGAAUUAAUAAGUUUUAAAUACAAAAUUCGUAUUCAUAUCGGACAAAAUGCCGUAGUUCUCGAACCACCAUUGUUCAUCGUUCCUGCUUUACAAAUUUCUGACCUGACACACAAUAAGGCUAUUCUACCAUCACGUCUUGAAAGACCAAAUCAACUUCUGUUCAAUGAUAUCGUCCAUUGGGACCUGAACACGACAGAUUUUCCGAAUUUCGUACCAGCUAUUGAUUACAGUUGCUCAGAACCAGAAGGAUGGUGUUACAAGACACUGCAUGAAAAAGCCAGUCGUUUCGGUAAACACAACAUCGAAGCAACAUAUCUUCGAAUCACAAUGGGUGUCAAUGAAGGAAAUUCACCGGGACAUCCCUAUGUAUUGGAAAUAUGGCCACCUGGACAUUAUAGUCCAAUACACGUUCACAGCAACUCAUACGGAAUUAUUCGGGUACUUCAUGGUAAAAUCACUACCGAAUUGUAUUCAACGUUCAAUGUUAAUCAUCAAAUACCAUUUGCGACAAAAUUAUUUCAAAAAGAUGAUGUUACAUGGCUAUCUCCUGGCUUGAAUCAAAUUCAUCGCGUUAUUAACACGUCACCAAAUCUUUGUAUCACCAUUCAAGCUUACCAAUAUGGUCACAACGACCAGGAUCAUUACGAGUAUUUUGAUUAUAUAAAAAACGAUCGUAAAAGUAUCGGACAUUUUGAUCCAAAAAGUGAUAUGGACUAUGUUCAAUUUAAAAAAUUAAUCAAAAAAGAAUGGGUGGAUGAAGCUAAAAAUAUGCCAUGA
This is a messenger RNA of Didymodactylos carnosus, 1413 nucleotides long. The record is from the annotation of a GenBank genome assembly. Lineage: Eukaryota; Metazoa; Rotifera; Eurotatoria; Philodinida; Philodinidae.